Messenger RNA from Lutra lutra (Eurasian river otter), 1625 nucleotides. Its product is annotated as protein FAM170A-like. Gene Ontology annotation, cellular component: nucleus. The record is from RefSeq and is a predicted model, not a curated record. The coding region runs from base 1 to 780 and encodes 259 amino acids. NCBI's taxonomy places the organism in Eukaryota, Metazoa, Chordata, Mammalia, Carnivora, Mustelidae. Gene Ontology annotation, biological process: fertilization. The transcript has 2 exons.
AUGUGUACGGUGAGUAUAGAUGUAAAAAUUAAUCAGAACGGUGUGUGGGAAUGUGAGGAGGAUGACACCACCAACUGGGCCAAAUACCGAAGACUUAUUCUAUUUGUCUUACAUUUGAAAUUUUCUUUCCUGGGAGUUCCUCAAACAGACCAGGUUGUUUCUGGUGUUGAACACUCCAAGGAAUGUGAGACUUCCUCACCCUUUCCAUAUAGCUCCUUUCCAUUCCAUCUGGUUGAUGAUCCUAAGCCUUCUGUGUCCUCAGCACACACAGAAGAGGAAACAGUCAUGAAAGUUUACUACAUGCAUGUCAAAAUGAAAAGGGGGGUGGCUGUCUUAAGUAAUCAACAGGAAGGCCUGGAGCCUCCUACCAAAAAAACAAAAAUAGAAGAAAUGACCUUUCCUGAAAAUGUCCAGGGAGCAGUCACCCCUUCUUGUGCAUAUACAAAGGAACUCCUAACUGGCGGUGAGUCCAGCUGGCAUAAUGAAGCCCAAGAGGAAAGGAAGGAGGCUGACAGUCCACCAGUGCCUCCAGCUGCUGAGGAAUAUCCCAGAGCCAAGACCCCUAAAUGGCUCGUGGCUCUGGAUAGUGGCUUCAGGGGCAUGGCCUACUGCUGGGUCUUUCCCAGCUUGGAGGUCCUCCAGGAACAUGUGAAGCAUGGAGUCAGUGAGGGCUUCAGCUGCCAUACUUCCCAUCUGACCUUGACUUUGCUGAAGAGUAAGAAAAGGGUAGAGAAGGAAAAGAGUAGGCAGAUGAAGAAUACUAAGAAUAUUGGCAUAUAGAUGCCAGAAAGAGAAAAAUUUUGGCAUGAAGUUGUCUUCAUACAAAUAAACACAACUCUUUCCAGCCUCUCCAAGAGAAGCAGUAGAGAAGGCCAGACUCUACUGAGCAGGGGGCUUCAUCUUCUCUAAGCAGCCCUAGGACCCACAUUUAUUUAUGCACAUCUCCCACCACCACCACUCCCAGCACACCACCACCAGGAGCAGAGAACCCCUUUCAACUAUCUCCACUGCUUUCCUAAGAAGGAGGGAGAAGAAGGCAGCUCACACCAUGCAGAACAGCAAGAUGGUCUCAUACAAACUAAAGAGCAAUGACCACCCACAUAUCGUCUCUACCUGAAAAAAGGAGACUCACUGGAAGGGGAAACUGCUGGGGGCUGGAUUGUAGAAGAGGUGAGGGCUCUAGGAGUAAGAGAAUGUCUCAAGUGUUCUUGGGACUCAGGUUUCUGAGAUAAGGUAGCAUCUGCUGGAGAUGCCUCCCAAGGUUCCAGAAUACCUGUGUUGAAUAAUUUCCUUCAGAGGAAUACAUACUUGGAAGUAGAAUGCUUGCUUGAUGACAGAUUAAGGAAAUUGCUUCCUUUCUAUGCACUUUGAGGAGACAGGAGUAAAGACCUGACUAGCAGUUUAGAAGGGCAGAGAAGCCUGGGCCCACCAUUCCUAGAUUAACCAAAUGUCAUGAGAGUCACAUAUCUUGGCCUGCCUCCCUUUCCAAGGGGUGCAGGGCAAAGCAGAGACAAACUUUCUCUCCUGGAGGAAGGGUUGGUAUGCAGGCUAGAUGUAGUCUUGCCCUUUUCCUGGGUGAGAGUGAGAUCUCAGAUGUCAUGUUCUAAGUUUCUUUUUUUUUAUUA